This is a messenger RNA of Rhododendron vialii, 429 nucleotides long. RefSeq lists its product as uncharacterized. The transcript has 2 exons. NCBI's taxonomy places the organism in Eukaryota, Viridiplantae, Streptophyta, Magnoliopsida, Ericales, Ericaceae. The record is from RefSeq and is a predicted model, not a curated record. The coding region runs from base 1 to 429 and encodes 142 amino acids.
AUGUAUGCUGCAUUGCUUCUGUUACGCUACCUCAAGACAACACCGGGGGAAGGAAUACUUCUAUCUUCCAGCAGCUCGCUACAAUUGACUUGUUAUAGCAGCUCUGAUUGGGCCAGUUGUCCGAUCACCCGCAGAUUUAGGAGUCAGCUCAUCAUCAACCGGUUGCUCUUCAUUGUGAUAAUCUGGCUGCACUGCACAUCGCUGCAAAUUCGGUCUUUCAUGAGCACACUAAACACAUUGCCAUCUUGUGAGGGAGAAAAUUCUAAAGUGAAUGUUCCCAGCAAAGAGCAAUGUCCUGACAUAUUUACCAAAGCUCUCCGACGCAAUCAGUUUAGUUUCCUGAAAUCCGAGUUGGGCAUGAUCAAUCCUCAUGCUAGCUCCAACUUGAGGGGGAGUAUUAGGAAAGCACACAUUCAGUCAUAUCCUUGA